Messenger RNA from Rubroshorea leprosula, 1609 nucleotides. NCBI's taxonomy places the organism in Eukaryota, Viridiplantae, Streptophyta, Magnoliopsida, Malvales, Dipterocarpaceae. The record is from the annotation of a GenBank genome assembly.
AUCUGUUUCCAGCUGCUUAUUUUUGAGAUUUCUGUUCUGGGUAUUUUUGUUAGAAAAGUCUAACAGCUCAGCUCAAGAGAGCACACAAGAAAAGAUGUUAAUUAUAUACUCUUAACAUAUUCUCUAUCGUGAAUAUGAGUGGUCAAUCUAUCUGCCAAAUCUGUGUAGAAGAUUUUCUGCCGCAGCAGAGAUGCCGCAUCAAGGCCAAUUGAGUAGCAUCGGAGAAUUCGGAACAUCCCACUUGGAGGAAUUCUCCCUACAGGUUUUGCUCCAAGCCACCAAUAAUUUUUCAGAGGAACACAAAAUUGGUACAGGCAGCUUUGACUCAGUCUACCAUUCAACGCUAGACGACGGCCGAGAAGUCGCAAUCAAGCGAGCUGAGCUGUCCGCCACUUCAUCCUACGCAGGCGGUACCAAGAGACAGGGUCAGGCGGACAAGGACCAUGCCUUCCUAAACGAGCUGGAAUCUUUGGGGCGUCUGCACCACAGGAACCUCAUCCGCCUCCUCGGAUUCUGCGAAGACUGCAAUAACCGCGUGCUUGUUUACGAGUACAUGAGUAACGGCACCCUCCAUGACCAUCUCCACAAGCUCCAUGACUCGCCAUUGAUGUCAUGGGUUGCCCGGAUCAAGGUUGCACUAGACGCAGCCAGGGGAAUUCAGUACUUACACGAGUUUGCGGUUCCCCCAAUCAUUCACCGUGAUAUAAAGUCAUCAAAUAUCCUACUUGAUGGCACAUGGACUGCCAAGGUAUCCGGUUUCGGACUAUCCUUGAUGGGUCCUAAGGAAGACGAAUCUCCCUUGUCACUUCGCGCAGCGGGCACGGUUGGCUACAUGGACCCUGAGUACUACAGGUUGCAAUUAUUAACCUCGAAGAGUGAUGUCUACAGUUUUGGGGUCGUAUUGCUAGAAUUACUGUCAGGGUAUAAGGCAAUUCACCGGAAUGAGAACGGCGUUCCAAGGAAUGUGGUAGAUUAUGUGGUGCCAUUUAUCUUUAAAGAUGAAAUUCACAGAGUAUUGGACCAGAGGGUGCCGCCACCAACACCAUUUGAAAUAGAAGCAGUGGCACAUGUAGGGUACAUUGCGGCAGAUUGUGUGACGCGAGAAGGCCGACACAGGCCUUCCAUGUCUGUCAUUGUAAAUAGCUUAGAAAGAGCAUUACUUGCCUGUGUGGUGCACAGCUAGCAGGAAACAGCACCACUAUACGCCUACAACAUAGGCUGGUGCAAAUCAAGGCCAAAUCCCUCCGAGUCAACAAAAUUGGCUACCAUCCAACCAACUCCCGACCAUUUUCUACUUCUCAAUUAAUGCCUUCUAGCCUAUAAAUAUGUUCUUCUUUCAAUUGUAAUGCGAAGUACAGUUUCAUGUUAUGAAAAUAUGAGUUAGCACUGUGAGUGUGUUUGAGAGUGGAGUCUCUCAUUUGUCUCUAUAUUUUAGGUUGUUUUGCUAGCCUAAGAGCUGUUUAGAGGCUUCUUAUCUUAGGCUUAGCCAACUUAAGUAGUGAUCUCAGCUAAAACCGCCAUAGUGAGGUUCUAAAUCUCGCAAAAAUUGGUGUAACCAUACCUGCCCUUGAGCCACUGUGUAAGAGGAGAAUCAAUUCACCCUUUACUC